UGUCGUGCUUUUCUUUGUUUUGAUCGCGUGUGAAUUCGUGUGUACGGGCUCGAUAUACAGUGGAAUAUUCGGUGUGACAGUGGAAAAUAAGCGAAUUACAAUUCGGUGAUUUCGUUUCUGUCGCGUGUACGCACUUCGAUUGAGUUCAGUGAGCGUUACUCGAAACGAAGCGUUGUGAGACUCGGACACAGUGUUUAUUCGAAUCUACGCCAUCAACUACCUCGAUUUGGAUUACGUGAAUCUAAAGCAACGGACGACGGGAACCGUGAGAGAAAGGGGAGCCGGAGUGAAGCUCGACAUUCAAAAAGGUCCGGCCGCUUGGACGAGGACGGGAAGGACGAGGAGCCACGUAGCCACGGUGGUUCCCUCGCCCGAUCGGGGAAACGACGGAUCUCACUCGCGGAAAUCGGUGACGAUGAGCUAGCGACACGACGAUGAGGAGGAUGAAGCAGCGAGCGCUGCUCGCCUGGCCAUGGUUGUGGCUGUGGCUGCUCGCGGCCACAGCCGGUUCCCCGUCUUCCGACGCUUCCCCGUCGACCACUCUCUCGUCGUCGUCGUCGGCGGCGGCGGCGAGCACAGGCCCCGUGACGAGGUCGUUCUCGCCCACCAUCCCCACGUCCACCUCCUCCGCCUCCUCCUCCUCCUCCUCCUCGUACGCGAGCGAGGGCACGAGCCAACAACAACAGCCCGACGACGAGUUCCGUUUCACCCUUCCGCUCUACAACGUGUCGAUACCGGAGAACUCGAUCGGCAAGACGUACGUGGUCCCUUACGUGGACGAGAGGAUGGGCAUAAAGCUGCCGUCACCGGACGCCAACCUCGACAUCCGUUUCCGUAUAAUGAGCGGGGACCGCGACAGAUUCUUCAAGGCCGAGGAGAGGACCGUCGGUGAUUUCUGCUUCCUGUUGAUUCGGACUCGUACGGGUAACGUGGACGUGUUGAACCGGGAGAGGAAGGAUCAUUACGUGCUCGAGGUGCGCGCCACGUUGAACAGGAACGACGGGAGGAAUCUGGUUACGAUACUCGAGGCGGACACCACCGUGGUUGUCACGAUCUUGGACACGAACGACCUGAACCCCCUCUUCUACCCGACCGAGUACGAGGCCACCGUCACGGAGGACACGCCUAUGCAUCGAAGCAUACUCAGGGUAAUCGCCGAGGACGCCGAUCUCGGCAGGAACGGGGAGAUUUAUUACAGCUUGGCCGAGGAAACGGAUCAGUUCGCCGUUCACCCGGUCAGCGGGGUAAUAACGCUCACCAGGCCUCUCAGAUACACGGAGCGAGCGAUCCACGAACUGGUGGUGCUGGCAAAGGACCGGGGUGCCCUGUUCCGGGGCAGCAGCAGAGCUAGCACGGCGAAGGUGACGAUCAAGGUGCGUCAGGUGAACCUUCACUCGCCCGAGAUCUACGUGCACCACCUGCCCGACAUCGUGGAGCACUCGAACGCGGACAUCUACGCGAUCGUGCGGGUGAUGGACAACGACGAGGGGAUGCACGGUCAGAUCGCGAGCCUGGACAUCGUGGGCGGCGACCCGGCCGGCCACUUCAGAGUGCGUCCAGCCGGCGGGCCGCACUCGGGGGAAUACAACAUCGAGGUGUUGCACCUGUUGGACAGGGAGACGGCGGUCCAGGGCUACAACUUGACGCUCCGCGCGACGGAUCGGGGGGUGCCCCAACGCUUCAGCUACAAAUUCGUCCCUGUCCACCUGGCCGAUCUGAACGACAACGCCCCAGUGUUCAGCAGGGAGAUAUACGAGGUGAGGGUGGCCGAGACGGCGCCCGUCAACACGCCGGUGAUCCAGCUGAAGGUGACGGACGCGGACGAGGGGAAGAACGCGCUUGUGUUCCUGGAGAUCGUGGGCGGGAACGAGGGUGGCGAGUUCUACGUGAACGCCGAGACGGGGAUGUUGUACACGGCCGUGAACCUGGACGCUGAGAAGAAGGCGUUCUACACGCUGACCGUGUCUGCGGUUGACCAGGGGAACGCGGGUACCAGGAAGCAAUCCUCGGCCAAGGUGAAGAUAAACGUGGUCGACACGAACGACAACGAUCCUACGUUCGAGCAAUCGGAGAUGGAGGUGUGGAUCGACGAGAACGAGCCGGCGGGCACGUCGGUCGUGAAGAUAACCGCCAAGGAUCGUGACUCGGGCGAGAACGCGUACAUCUCGUACAGCAUCGACAACAUCCAGAAGGUGCCGUUCGAGAUCGACCACUUCUCGGGCAUAGUGAGGACGAAACAGGUGCUCGACUACGAGACCAUGAAGCGGGAGUACUUGCUGCACGUGCGGGUGAGCGAUUGGGGCAUGCCGUUCAGACGGCAGGCCGAGAUGCGGCUGCACGUGAGGGUGCGCGACGUGAACGACAACAGGCCCCAGUUCGAGAGGAUCGACUGCACAGGCCACGUGCCGAGGUACGUGUCGAUCGGGUCCGAGAUCAUCACCGUCUCGGCCAUCGACUUCGACGCGGGCAACAUCAUCAGUUAUCGCAUAGUCUCCGGGAACGAGGACGGCUGCUUCGCCCUCGACUCGGCCAGCGGCGUGCUGUCCGUCGCCUGCGACCUGUCCGACGUCAAGGUCGCCGAGCGCGUGGUCAACGUGACCGCAACGGACGGCUCCCAUUUCGCGGACGUGAACCCCGUCCACGUGCACCUGGUGAACGCGAAGAGGAACUUGGGCUCGCAGGGGAGGAUACUGUCGGACCAGAGCGGGGCUUUCGAGUGCCGGGACACGGGUGUCGCCCGCCGUUUGACCGAGGCGAUCGCCGCCGCCGAGAGGAACAACAUGCCCUCGAAGGACGACGGGUACGCGCUCACGCCUAGCCGAUACGGGGAGAACGUGCACGCCCCCGAGUUCGUCGAUUUCCCAAGCGAGAUAAAGGCGAACGAGUCGGUGGGGAUAGGCACGACCCUGGUCAGGAUCCGCGCCAGGGACAGGGACUUGGACUACAACGGGAAACUGGUGUUCUGCGUCUCGGCCGGGGACCGGGACUCCGUGUUCAAGAUCGACCCCGACACGGGCGACCUGAACGUGAUCGGCCACCUGGACAGGGAGCGGGAGAGCGAGUACUUCCUCAACAUAAGCGUGUACGACUUGGGCAAGCCCCAGAAGUCAGCCUCGAGGAUGCUCCCCGUCACGAUCCUCGACGUGAACGACAACGCGCCGAGGUUCGACAAGUCUUUGGCGAGCUUUCGCGUCUCCGAGACCGCUUUGAACGGGACCAACGUGUGGCGGGCGAACGCUACCGACGCCGAUCUCGGCGAGAACGCCCGGGUCACCUACUCCCUGGUGACCGAGACGAACGACUUCCGGGUGGAUCCCGUCACGGGAGUGCUCACCGUUUUCGGCAGGUUGGACAGGGAGCGGCAGGAGGUGUACGAGCUGAGGAUACGGGCGCAGGACAACGGGGGCAAGGGGGCGGACGCGCCCCCCUUGUACUCGGACGCUUUGGUCAGGGUGAUGGUGGACGACGUGAACGACAACGCGCCUAGCUUCGCUCUGUCCAGUUACACGGUGAAGAUUCGCGAGGACGUGCCCGUGUGGACGGUGGUCGCCGUCGUGGACGCCACGGACCCGGACGAGGGGGGCGGGGGCGACGUCGAGUACUUCCUGUCCGACGCCAUGGAGAGCGAGGGCUACUUCAAGGUCGACAAGGUGUCCGGCACCAUCAGGAUCACCCAGAGCCUGGACUUCGAGGAACGGCAGAUGCACACGUUGACGAUAGUGGCGAGGGACAGGGGCGAGCCGCCCCUGUCCUCCGAGACCAUGGUUAUCAUAGACGUGGUGGACGUGAACGAGAACGUUCAUCCCCCGUUGUUCGACGACUUCGUCGUUUCCGCUAGCGUGUUCGAGAACCAAGCUGUAGGCACUCUGGUAACCACUGUCCGCGCCAGGGACGCCGAUCCCCUCGGCGGGGACUCGAGGAUCGGAUACACCAUACGUGGAGGGGACGGGAUCGGGAUUUUCUCCAUCGACAACGAAGGUAACAUCAAGACAAAGGCUGUGCUCGACGUGGAAUCGAAGAGAGGAUAUUGGUUAACGGUGUACGCGCAGGAUCACGGUGUAGUUCCUCUGAGCUCCAGUUUACAGGUGUACGUGGAGGUGCUCGACAAGAACGACAACACACCAUUGACCGAGGUUCCGGUCUAUUAUCCAUCGGUCCUCGAGAACUCACCGGCAGGCGUGAGCGUUCUCCAGAUACGGGCGUUCGAUCGCGACGUCUCGCCUCAACGAUUCACCUUCUCCAUCACGAGCGGCAAUCCAGAGGGUUAUUUUCUCAUCAAUUCCACCACGGGUUUGAUCACGACCAGCGGACGGAAGCUCGAUCGGGAGAACCAGGCGGAACACGUUUUGGAGGUGACGGUCAGGGACGACGGAUGGCCGUCCCUCUCCUCGACGACCCGUGUCGUGAUCGCAGUGGCGGACAUAAACGACCACGGGCCCGAAUUCGAGCAAAAGUUCUACACCGUUCAGAUACCAGCAUCCCCGUCCACCGAUAAACCGUUGUUCCAGGUACUCGCGAAGGAUAAAGACAUCGGAGAUAAUGGAAAAAUUCAGUACAGUAUCAAGGGUGGGCGAGGCAAGGGCAAGUUCAAAAUUCACCCUACCACUGGAAUGGUGUACUCUCAACGCGGAUUCGAGGCUGGACAGGAGUACGAGAUGAUGAUAAGAGCGGCAGACUGCGGGGAACCGCAGCGCAGCCAUCAAACACGGGUGUCGGUGCAAGUUGUCGAGGUACCAAAGGAAUCCGAGAACCCACCAGUCUUCAAAACGAACAAUCAGAGUGUCGAGGUUACGGAGAGCGACAAGGUCGGGUUUCUCGUGGCACUGGUCCAGGCCACCGACAAGGAUGGCGACUAUUUGUGGUACGAUAUCAUUGACGGCGACAAAAGGGACGAGUUCUUCAUCGGUCGAGACAACGGAAACGUGCUGCUAGCGAAGAAACUCGAUUGGGAAACGCAAAACUUUUACAACCUGACGAUCCGCGUGACGGAUAGCGUGGAAUCUGCUGUGACCCAACUUCUGGUCAACGUGAUCGACAUCAACGAUCACAGGCCUGAAUUCACCGAGAGUGUUUAUCACGUGGACAUCUCCGAGAACGUGGAGAAAGGGGAGAAGAUCCUUCAGCUCCACGCGACCGACGAGGACGAGGACAAGAAAGUGUUCUACAGCCUUCACGCCGCCCAGAAUCAAGCCUCGUUGGAGAUCUUCCACGUAGAUUCGGUGACGGGUGCCGUUACGUUGAACGAGGUCCUCGAUCGAGAGACGAUCGAGGAGCACGUACUCACCGUGAUGGUUAAAGAUCAAGGGACACCGGCGAAACGAAACUACGCCAGAGUUAUAGUAACGGUACACGAUCACAAUGAUCAUGCCCCGGAGUUCAUUAGCGAGAUUAUCCAAGGAAAAGUGUACGAGACAUCUCCAAUCGGCGCUGCUGUGGUUCAAGUGUACGCCAUAGACAGGGACAAAGGAGACAAUGCCAAGAUCACUUAUUCGAUUACUUCUGGGAACGUGGGUAACAUGUUCACGAUAGAUCCGAAUCUAGGCGUGAUUCGAGUAGCUCGAGAAUUAGAUCUGAGCGCCUCCUCGGAAUACAUAUUGUUGGUAAAGGCUACCGACCACGGUUCCCCGGCGUUGGCCAAUACGGUGCCUGUACACGUGAUGGUAACCAUGGCCGACAACGCGCCACCUAGAUUCAUCCAAAAAGAAUUAUCCGCCGAAAUUUAUGAGAAUCAACAGGUGGGCACUUACGUGAAGCACGUGGAAGCAAGAAGCACGUCCUCUUUGCAGUUCGAGAUCGUUCAAGGGAACAAAGAUGACACUUUCUUCGUGAACCCGAGCACGGGCAUCAUAAUCAUCAAGAACGAGCUGGAUUACGAGAAGACGAAAUUUUACAACUUGACGAUAGCCGCGACCAACAUGGCGAGCGCGAAGGCGCAUUGUAACGUGAUCGUUCACGUUCUGGAUCGAAACGACAACGCGCCAAGAUUCCUGCAAGCCGCUUACAGCGGGGAAAUAAGCGAGGGCGCCACUAUAGGCUCCUUGGUACUCACCAAUACGAGUACCCCAUUGGUCAUAAAGGCGGAGGACGCCGACUCCGAGCUGAACGCCCUUUUGAAUUACGACAUAGUGGAGGAUUUGCCGCGGAAAUACUUCCACAUAGACUCGAGCACGGGCGCUAUUAGGACGGUAAUGGUUCUGGAUCACGAGACCGUUCCUAAGUUCACUUUCCACGUGAAGGUCUCCGAUCUAGGAAAACCGAAACUCUCCUCCGAGACCACCGCAAAAGUAAUGAUCCUCGUCACGGACGUGAACGAUUGUCCGCCCAAGUUCCUCGAAAACGACUAUAACACUACCGUGCUGCUACCUACGUACAAGAAUGUCGCCGUGAUCCGAGUCAGCGCCGUGGAUCCAGACAGUUCUGAAGGAGUACCGCUCAGGUACGACAUCAUCGAUGGAAACAAGGCGCACACGUUCGACAUAGACUCCCAAACCGGUGUGAUCACCGUGUAUAAUCCGGAACGCAUGAAGAAAAGCUAUCUGCUACGGGUCCGCGUCUCGGACGGAAAAUACUCGAGCGUGUGCCAGGUGAACGUGAUGGUGGAGAAGUCGGAGAACUCUGGUCUGAUGUUCCAGAAGGACGUCUACGAGGGCACCAUACCGGAGAACUCGACUCGAAUCACCACUGUCGCGGUCGUGAACGUUUUGGGGAGCGCGUUGAACGAGCACAUUGUCUUCAGUAUUCUGAACCCGACCGAAAUGUUUGUAAUUGGAUCCACGUCCGGCGCGAUCCGAACCACCGGGAUUAGAUUCGACCGGGAGGUUUGCGACCAUUACGAAUUGAUAGUGGAGGCGAGGAGUCAGAUGCCGGGCAGGGAGAAGCCGAGGGUGGCGCACGUGAUCGUGAACGUCACUAUAUUGGACAUCAACGACAACUGUCCAAUGUUUGUUAACUUGCCCUAUUACGCCGUCGUGUCUGUGGAGGCGCAGAAGGGCGACAUUAUUACGAAGGUGCAUGCAAUAGACAUGGACAGCGGCGACAACGGAGAAGUUAGAUACGAGCUGAAGAAGGGCCACGGAGAGUUAUUCAAGGUGUGCAGAAAAACAGGCGAGAUAUCUCUGAAACAGAAUCUGGAGGGUCACAAUCGCGAAUAUCAACUCACUAUUGCCGCAUACGAUGGAGGCAUUACACCGUGCUCUAUCGAGGUACCGGUGAACGUAAAGGUGAUAGAUCGAUCGAUGCCGGUGUUCGACAAGCAAUUUUACACGGACAGCGUGUUGGAAAGUAUUGAGAUACACUCGCCUCUAGCUUUGUCUAUACAGGCCGAGUCGCCGUUGAAUCGCAAGUUGAUAUACAGUAUAACGAAAGGGAACGAUUUCGAGGAAUUCGCUCUGGAUUUCAACACAGCCCCCGACAGUAACAAUGGUCCUUGUGUAAUCUACGUGGUGGACGAGUUGGAUUACGAGCAGAAGAAGCAGUACGAGCUGACCGUCCGCGCGACGGACAGCGUAUCAGGCGUCUACGCGGAGGUGCUCGUUAGCAUUCUGGUACUGGACGUGAACGAUUGCCCGCCCGAAUUCACUCAAGACUCGUACAACAUCUCGGUAUCCGAGGCAGCGCCGUUCGGCACUUCCGUGUUGAGAGUCAGCUCCAGAGAUAACGACACGGACAUAAAUCAGCAAGUACGCUAUGCGAUUCAAAACGACACGGAAAACAGCACGGAUCUGUUUCACAUAGACCCGGAAGAAGGUGUGAUCUUUUUGAAGAGAUCUCUGGAUCACGAAGCCCACGAGUCUCAUCACUUCACCGUAAUAGCCAUAGAUCGCGGCGUACCGAGUCUUUCGAGCACUGCCCACGUUUGGGUGACUGUGAUCGAUAUGAACGACAACCCACCCAAGUUCGAGCAACCCUCGUACACCUGCUCACUGUCCGAACACGCGGAACGGGGUCAAUUCGUGACUGUGGUAUCCGCCAGUGAUCCGGACUACGUUGACGAGAAACUAACGUACACGAUAGUCGGUGGCAACGAGCAACAAACGUACAACAUCGAUCAAUCAACUGGCAUUAUUUCGCUGAUCAACAUGCAGAACUUUGGAGAAAAAAAAUUGAGCAUGCUAAAUGUCUCUGUCACCGAUAAUGUCUAUACGAGCUUCGCACGUGUCAAGAUCGAGAUACUACCUGCCAACAGACACAAUCCUAAGUUUCCCAAUCCGGUGGUCGAAGUAACGGUAUUCGAGAAUCAGUUGCCUGGUAGAUUGGUCACUAGUGUGAUAGCCACUGAUGAUGACUUCGGAGAAUAUGGAACGGUCAUAUACAGCAUACCUUCUGAACUUAUGAAAGAGAUUUUCGAUAUAAAUAGAUUGACAGGAGAGAUUGUAACUAGGAAGAAAUUGAAUCGGGAAGAGCAGAAAUUGUAUGAAAUACCUGUGAUGGCUACCGAUGGAGGUGGUAGGUCAGGUUUCGUGAUGGUUAGGGUUAAAGUUGGGGAUGAGAACGACAAUUCACCCGUGUUCCUUCUGAAGGAAUAUAAAGCUAGUAUCCAUGGGAAUUUGACCAUAAAUACGUCAUUCUUGAAAGUGAAGGCUAAGGAUGCUGAUGAGGAUGACGCUGCGAGGAUCGUUUACUCGAUUUAUGAACCACAGACUUCGGAAGCUAAGGCCUUAUUUGGAAUAAAUCCUAAUACUGGAGCUUUGUUCCUGCAGAAAAGUGCGAUAUCAUGGGAAAAUCAGUUAUUUGAGCUCUUUAUUCGUGCCGAAGACAAAGGUGGAGCUACAACUCAUCACGCUGAUGUUCCUCUCAGUAUCUAUAUAAUGGGUCCACAAGAUAUUCCACCUCUAUUUGAACGAAAAGAGGACAAAUUCUUCAUAUCUGAAGCAUCUCCUGUCGGUACACCAAUAACCAGGCUCAAAAUCGUAACCAAUAGCACAGUCACUUAUAGAAUAGUUUCUGGAGACGAAGAUUCCCCGUAUUUCAUGAUUGAUGGUUAUGGACAAAUUACUUUAAUCAAACCUUUGGACCGAGAGAACAAGGACAAUCACUUGAUCGGAGUUCUCGCCGAAACGGAUUCCAGUCCUCCAUUGACAGCUCUUGCAGAAAUAUCGCUUCAAGUGUUAGAUGAAAAUGAUCAUGCUCCUAAAUUCGAAAGCAAUCCUUAUGGUAUCAGCGUGGCGGAGAACGUAGAAGAAGGAACAUCGAUUUUGAAAAUUAUCGCGCACGAUGAUGAUUUAGGUAGCAAUGGAGAAGUUCGAUAUUCUUUCGGCUCGGAUAUAGGCGAAUUGGCGAAUGUAUUCACGGUGGAUGCAUAUACUGGCUGGAUAUCGACAUUGGUUCAACUUGAUAAAGAAAAACAACCCGAAUAUAAAUUUCAAGUAGUCGCCACCGACAAUGGAAAUCCAAAACAUUUCGCAAGAACUUCUGUGCACGUCAAACUGAAAGAUUAUAACGACAAUCCUCCCGCGUUCGUAGAUGAUCGUUACGAAGCAACUGUAAACGAAGACGCACUACCGGGAACAGUCGUGGUCAAGUUGAUCACCGUCGACAAGGAUUCGGACGUGAACACACCUAUAGAAUUCUACAUAACAUCCGGUGAUCCGAGAUCUCAGUUUCAGAUUAGAUCGACUGGCGAGGUGUACGUGGCAAAAUCUCUGGAUCGGGAAACGAUCGAUCGUUAUGAACUCGAAAUAGUCGGCACCGAUGGUAAAUACGUUUUCAAAACACGAGUAACGGUACAGAUACUCGAUGUAAACGACAAUCCGCCAUAUUGUCUGAGGUAUCGUUAUAGAGAAAUUCUAUCCGAGGGUUCUCAUCCAGGCACUUACGUAUUAACUGUGCUCGCCACUGAUUACGAUGACGAACCAAACGCCAAAUUGCGUUUCUAUUUAACCGGCGACAACAACGACAAGUUCUCAUUGGACAAGGAGACAGGCGUCUUAAAGACGAUUGGUCAGUUGGAUCGAGAGACUCAAGCGAAGUAUUCACUCACUGCUCAUGUGCAGGAUAGGGACAAGCCAUCUUGGGAAUGUUCAUCUCAGUUAGAAAUCUUGAUCUCGGAUUUGAACGAUAACGCACCCAAAUUCACCAUGCAAACGUAUAGUGCAACACUGCCGGAAGAUGUAGAAGUUGGUACUUUGGUAACGAAAGUGCAUGCCACGGAUGAUGAUAUCGGCAUUAAUCGCAAGAUCAGAUACGAGUUCAUCGAUUCCGCCGAUGGCCAUUUCCUCAUCGCAACGGACAGCGGCAUCGUUACGCUCGGCAAACCAUUGGACAGAGAAACGAAGGCGAUGUAUAACGUGACUAUCCAGGCAUUGGAUCAAGGAACCCCUCAAUUGAUGAGCAUGACUUCGUUAAUCGUCAACGUUCAAGAUAUCAAUGAUAAUCCACCGGAAUUUGCGUCCAAGAUUUACUUCUCUAAAGUUCCUGAGAUCUAUGCGGUUGGCACAGAAGUGGCAAGAGUUCUCGCAACGUCUAAAGAUACCGGGGUUAAUGCCGAUGUUUAUUACUCAAUCGUUGGCGGGAAUGAACAUAAAAAGUUCCAGAUCGAUGCGCGUACCGGUGUCAUUAUAAUUGCGGAACAACUGGAUUUUGAGCGUGCAAGAGAUUAUUUUUUGACUAUUCAGGCUGUGGAUGGAGGAAUUCCGCCGUUGAGUAAUCAUGCCACUGUGAAUAUUACUGUGAUUGAUAGCAACGAUAACGCGCCGAUAUUUAGUGAAGUUUCGUACAGAGCUUCUAUAAGAGAGGACGCAAAGAUUGGAGAGAAAGUUAUACAGGUAUUCGCAAAUGACUUGGAUAGCGAAGAAAAUGGAAACGUAUCUUAUUAUAUAGAACGAGGUGACAGGCAAAAGCAAUUCUCGAUCGAUCAGAAAACGGGACAAAUUGUCGUUGCCGCUCCGUUGGAUCGCGAAGAAAUUGGUAAUUACGUGCUAGAGGUUCACGCCCGCGAUAGCGGCAUACCCGUACUUUCCAGCUUCGUAAUGGUAAACAUCGAGGUUCUAGAUGCAAAUGACAACUCGCCGCUAUUCUCCCUUUCAAAUUAUACCGCAGUAGUACAAGAAGACAAGCCCUUGGGUCACACUGUAUUACAAUUCGUGGUCACAGACGCAGAUAUCGAGCCAAAUGCCGCCCCAUAUACUUUUGAUUUUCGAUCUGGAAAUGAAGGUGACGCGUUCAGAUUGGAACAGGAUGGAACAUUACGAACUGCGACUAAAUUCAACAAUAGAGUGAAAGAUAAAUAUGUGCUGCAUAUACGCGUCUUCGAUAAUGGAAGUCCACCUUUAUAUUCCGAUGCUUGGGUCUUGAUCAAAGUAAUCGAGGAAUCUCAAUAUCCUCCGGUAAUUACGCCCCUAGAAGUGGUUAUUAAUUCGUACAUGGAUGAAUAUCCUGGUGGAAUUAUUGGAAAAGUUCAUGCAACGGAUCAGGAUCAAUAUGACACGCUUUCGUACAAUUUGAAUCCAUCGUCUCCUAUUCCAAACGAUCUUUUCCAAAUUGACAAAAUCGAUGGCACUUUGGUAGCUCUUCCACGACUCGAUGUCGGUGAAUACAAAGUAAAUGUCAGUGUAACAGAUGGAAAAUUUACCAUGCAUUCAAUAGUAAAAGUAAACGUUGAUUUAAUAACCGAUAAAAUGUUGGAGAAUUCUGUAAUUGUAAGAUUCAGAGAGGUUAGCCCGGAAAAUUUCAUAUUAAGCCAUCGUAAAGGAUUUAUCAAGACUGUACGAAACGCGAUGAAUUGUAGAUUAAAAGACGUCGUUAUUAUAAGCGUUCAACCUUCCACCGAUGAAAUAAAUUUAAUUAAAUCUCGCACUAUUCGACAAACCGUACACAAUGAUCUGGAUCUUUUAUUCGCAGUAAAGAAAAGUUCUACACCUCUAGGAUUUUAUGCUUCUGAAAGUAUACGGGAAGCAUUGAAUCAGCGUAUCGAAGAACUGGAAGAAUCGACGAAAUUGGUAGUGGAAGAAAUCGUCAGAUUUAAAUGCAACAAAGAGUACUGCGUUUAUGGAGAUUGUCAAGACAAAGUUGUUCUCGAUGUUACACAAAUAACACCUGUAGCUACUGAUGUGAUGAGUUUCGUUUCGCCGCGUCACAAACACAAGAUGGAGUGUAGUUGUAAAGAAGGAUAUGCCGGCAAUCAUUGCGAGCUGGUCGUGAACGAAUGUGCUAGAGAUCCUUGUCCCAUGUUUAAAGUUUGCAUUCCUGAUUCUUCUGUUCAAGGAUAUUUCUGCCAAUGCCCGGAAGGCUUCGCUGGACAAACCUGUGAUAUUGACAUCUCCAAAUGCCACGACGAAUCUUGUUAUAUUCCACGGAAUCCAAUAUCAUUCAGUGGCAAGAGUUACGCUCGUUACAGAAUCGACAAAGCCCACAUCAGACAGACCAUCGAGGAUCGUCUUAGUUUAUCUUUACGAAUCAGAACGGUACAAUUAACUGGAAAUUUAAUGUACGCAGCUGGCAAGGUCGAUUACAAUAUUUUAGAAGUUAUGAACGGAGUCGUACAAUACAGAUUCGAUCUGGGUAGUGGAGAAGGUUUGGUUCGCGUGAGCAGCGUAUACGUGAGUGACAGACAAUGGCACGAAAUCCAAUUAGAACGGGAAAGUAACAGCGCUAAAUUAACUGUAGAUGGAAAACACGUAGCUCAUGGAUCGGCGCCCGGUAUAAACGAUAUUCUAAAUCUUCAAUCCGAUGAUCUAUAUUUGGGCGCCGAAGUUAGACAACAUCCAUCGAUUCUGGGCUUUGAAGAUGUUCAACGUGGUUUCAUAGGGUGCAUGGAUGAUGUCAGAAUCGCCAGAGUAUCGGUGCCACUGCACAUGAGUGGAGCUAGUAGCGUUGCUGUUUUAAAACGCUUUGCAAAUGUCGAAUUCAGUUGCGACGCUUCUACAGUUCUCGUGUCCCCAGGAAUUUGCGGUUCACAACCUUGUCAAAAUGGUGGUACAUGCAAGGAUUCUGGUGGCGACAAUUACGAAUGCCAGUGUCACACCAGAUUUAAAGGACAUGCUUGCGAAAUUGAUACCGAUCCUUGCGCAUCUUCACCCUGUCUCUAUGGUGGCCGUUGCAAAAUCGUUCCGGAAGGAAGUGACUUUACUUGUGACUGUGUUGGACCAAGCUUAAGCGGAAAACGUUGCGAAUUCGGGAGAUAUUGUAGUCCAAAUCCCUGUAUCCACGGUGGAGUAUGCGAGGAAGGAAAUAAUGGACCUAUAUGCAAAUGUCAAGGAUUCAUGGGCGAUCGUUGCGAAACGGAUAUAAAUGAAUGCGACGCUAAUCCAUGCACGAACGGAGGUACUUGCGUGAAUGAAAUAGGAACCUACAGAUGUAUCUGUCCUCCCAAUAUGACAGGACUAAAUUGUGGCAACCCGGCAUAUUCCACACCGAUCAUAUCUAGCCAUUUUAACAUCACGUGGGAGCAGCUGAUGUGGAUUGGUAUCGCAGUCGUGCUGAACGUAUUUCUGAUCAUUAUAUUCUUCACCUUCCGUCGAAUCAGAAUGAAACGGACGAGAGCACGAGCGAACAAUAUCAACAACGAGACCAGAAAACAAAUCGUGUUAAACUCGGCACGACCUCACGAACACGAGUUCAAACGUAGCUCAAAAUUGAGCAACUUGGAAGUGAUACAGAGAGAACCUCCCCAAUGCCCUCCUAGACCCGCUUCCUACACUCCAAGCUCGAACAACGAGCCGGCCGCGUACGGUAACUCCGCAGCCGUGGCGUUAAAUAAUUUAGAUACGUUGCGUAGUUACGGCAGCGCCGGUGACGAGUUGGAAAAUUUCCCUCCUGAUUAUUUGAGAAAUCUAAACCGCAGUACACCCGUGCCCCCUCCAUCCUUAACCCUUGCUAAUCCAGUCGGUGGAAACGCUACAGGCAGUGACACGGAUAGCCUUCAUAAGCCGAGCUGGCAAGAGCAGAUGCAACUAGCUUCCUUCAUCACGGACACGACAAAGAUAAAGAAUGACCUGAAACGAGCGAGCCCAGUGGUACCAGAGCUGACCACUGGAGGACUUCUACUAAAUUCUUCUCGACGCGUGCCUCAUGGAGGUGGGACCUCCGUUGCCUCCAUGACGUCCAUCGAGGAUGAUCCUCGUAUAGUCGGUGGGUAUCACUGGGAUUGUUCAGACUGGGUCAGACCAAGCCAAAACCCCUUGCCUAAUAUCACGGAGGUGCCUGGAAGCGAAGUACCAGACUCGUCCAGCUUCCACAGCAAUGAGAGUAACGAAUCAAACACUCAUCAGUUACCGUCAGUGCACGGCUCUGUAGAUCCAGCGAGAGACAUCGAGACAUUGAACGAAGAUCAAGAAUCAGAAUACGUCGGGGACUCGGAAUGCGGGACUGAAUUUUCUGAACAAUAUCAAUGCGCGGAAACACAGCGUUUGAAUCCCCUGGACAGUGGCGGCGAAGGAGAAUACAAGUAUAAAAGUUCCGAAAGUUAUCUUCGCCAUCCGAAUUCUUAUCUACCGCAUUACAAUAUUCACACGGACACAGAGAACGAAACGAAUCCGUUGAAUGGACGUCUUAGUACUUUAGAAUCCGAUGAGGAGGAAGACGACGUAGUGCCUUAUGGUUUCCCAAGCACCCGACGAAACCGAUGUCACAAAGGAGACGAGGUCGAUGAAAUCGGUUCGGUGAUCACCACUCUCGAGGAAAGGAAUUCGUUGUUAGGCGGUGCGACGAGUAACAGCGAUUUAUCCACCAAUUUGUGCGAGAUUGAUGAUUCCGAGUACGAAAUCACCGAUCAAAAAAGUAACGGCCGUUUGUGGUUGUCGGGGAACGGUAUCACGCAGACCUCGGUGUGACAAACAGUGGUGCCACGACUUAAAAACAAAUUGAACAUAAUCGUCUUUUACUGUGCUUAUUGAAUAAAGACAGUGCGAAUGUUAUGUGAAUAUAAAAAGAAAUAUUGUACAUACGUAUUAUUGAAUCAGAGGUAGAGAAAAAAAUGAUAAAAAGUGUGUACAGAGGCAGCUAUGAAUAUAAAGAACUGAUGAACACGAGAUAAUUAAUAAACACGGUAUAAAAAUUCGCAUACUGAGCUAACGAUGCGCGUUGUUUACGCAUCGUACCUCAAAUCUCCUAUGUAGGUAGAGCUUAGGUACUCUCACGUACUUAAUUCCGCGAAAUCCUCGAAACAAUUGAGUAUGAAAAUGACGUAUUAUCCGGGAGCAAACAGUUCUUGUUUUCAUAUAACUUCCGUUAUAUAUUUAAUAAUAAUUGAAAUAGGACCAUUUGACGAAUUGGUAACUUAGAAGAUUGUAUUUUAUCAGAUGAUUUUAUUUAAUUAACAUUUUGAUAAUUUUAUGAUAUAUGGAUUAUUAAGAAAGUUUUGUUUCUUUUUAAAGAUAAAACAUCUUUCCAUUCUACCAAAGGGGAUGAGGUUUAGUAAAGAAAAAAUAUAUAUAUAUGUAUGUAUGUAUAUGUAUACAAUAUGAAAAAUAUAUGUAUACAUAUAUAUCGUGACAACUAUACGCAACUAUUAUGAGUAAGAAGUUAUCUUGAUUAAGAAUAAAAUUUGUUACUUGAGAGAAGUAAAUUUAAUCACGACCGCGUUGUCAGACCAAUGACUAUUGUUUAAUAAUCUAUCGUUUAAACUUAAAUGUUAUCCGCAACUAUAAUUCCACUGCAAAAAAAAGUACAUAGGUACAUUUAUGUAUUUUUACUAUUUGCUAACCGACUUUAUUUUGGUUACGUACGAAAUAAACAGAAGGACUACUUAAUAAUAUAGAUAUAAGUACAGCAUACAUAUAGUCUAUAGUGAGUAAAUAAAUUGACUCUAGUGAAAAAAAAAAAAACAGUGCUCUGCUUCUAGGGCGAAUAUAUGUGCAUGUCUGCUGACGUUUACUGCAGCAAAGCACAAUAGUUAAAAAGAUAUGAAAUAUUUUUACUGUGAUGAUAAUAAUGUUUAUACAAUGAUCAAAUACUAUGACUUGUAUGAUAAUGAUUGUAAUAUUAACUAUCCAACGUUUUUUAAGAGAAAAAAAAUUAAAGAAUCGCGGAAGAUAGUACUCCAAUUCCGUGCGUACGUAAUACUAAGUCAACGUUCCGUUCGUUUAAUUUCAUUUUUUUUUUCUCUCUUUUUAUUUUAUAUAUAUAUAUUUUUUACUUCAUUUCUUCUUUCAUUAGUCACCAUCAGUUCAACAAACAUAACUGCAUAUAUGGUGCUAUUACUUACAUCACGCUUUAACAUUUUUAUCUACUCGAUAAGACUGCUCAGCAAUGUGGAUCAUUCGCAAUUCAUCAACGCUCUUCAUAAAUUACUCAUAGUUCUCAUACCGUUAUUUUCAUCAUGAAAAUCUGUCCAAAUAACGAUAAUGAAACAUUUUUUGAACUGCCAACUUAAUAAUAAUGCCGUACGAACGAAGGCAUUCCCCUUGAUUAAUUUGUGUAGUUAAGCGUGACACACAAAGAGUCAAGAAACUGUUAUUUCUGUGCCUAAUGUCUUUUAAAUACCGUGUACUUCCACGCAAGAUACUUCUUUUUCCGUUGAACAAAUAUUUAGCAGCAGCUUAAUUGGGAGAGGUGUACACGUUCUGUUUAUACAUGUAGAAUUCUACUGACAAAUUCACUGUUUAUGUUCCUGUUCUCUGAUGUUAGCCAUCUUUUUCUACAUUUAGUACGAUAAACGAGUAAACGACGUUAAUAAUAUGAAACAGGGUGACUUUUUUUGUGUUUAACCGAGAGGAAAAGAAAUUAUUGUCUUCUUUUUGUGUAAGUUUGAAAUAGCUGUGCCUCUCCUCUCUGAAAUUUCAAUGCAAUUACUUAUAUGGAUACAAUGAACAUGACAAUUUAUUCUAUAUUAGAAUGAAAUAAGGAUAUUGUACAGUUUUAACUUAACAAAUUGUAUCGGAAUCAACAUCAACGCGCAAUGAAAAUUUCAGUUUGCGUCGAAGCACAGCGAAUUCUUAACUAUUAAGAUUAGUUUUUAUAUCUUAUGAAUUAACAGUGAAAAAACAUUGGUUAAAGACUGUAAAGCGAUGCGGAUCAUCCAUUUAUAAAUAUUGUACCAAUCAGUUUAUAUCAUGUGAAGGACAUUAUGAAGUAUUUUGUUUUAAAGAUAAAAAAGAAGAAACGCAAUAUUUUAUGGAACUUUUGAUCAAAUAACAACAUUAAGUUUUAUUAAAUGAAAUAUAAAAUAGACUUAAUUAAUUCAAUAUGAUUAAUAAUUUAAGCAAUUGGAAUUGAUCAAAAUAAAUAAAUUUCAUUUAUAUGCGUUUACUUUUUUAUUUUUCAAACUAUUUAUUAUUGAUUUGUGUACUUGAUAACUUACAAACUAAUAAAUAGUUCCAUUUAUUUCUUACUUUAUUGUAACUUGCCAUAAUUAUAGGAUGAUGACGAACGUAGAAAAAAUUAAACAUAAAAAAAUGUGGGUACAACUUCCAAAUUCACCGCAACACUUAGCCCUGCUAAUAGGAUACAUAUCGAUAUCAUGAAAUCCUUCAAACAAUGAGGAACUUGACUUGUUAUAAUUAGAAGGCUAUAAUUAAUUUGUACAAGAUCAACCUAUUGUAAUAAAGAAUACAAUCUUGCCUAUAUUUUGUAUUAUU
Messenger RNA from Apis laboriosa (Himalayan honeybee), 17513 nucleotides. It is a transcript of the gene kug, whose product is annotated as fat-like cadherin-related tumor suppressor homolog. The transcript is spliced from 24 exons. Gene Ontology annotation, biological process: homophilic cell-cell adhesion. The record is from RefSeq and is a predicted model, not a curated record. Bases 435 to 14768 code for a protein of 4777 amino acids. Gene Ontology annotation, cellular component: plasma membrane. Gene Ontology annotation, molecular function: calcium ion binding. NCBI's taxonomy places the organism in Eukaryota, Metazoa, Arthropoda, Insecta, Hymenoptera, Apidae.